Molecule: messenger RNA, 1810 nt
Organism: Gaeumannomyces tritici R3-111a-1
Lineage: Eukaryota; Fungi; Ascomycota; Sordariomycetes; Magnaporthales; Magnaporthaceae
Exons: 2
Coding region: 223-1584 (453 amino acids)
Source: RefSeq, a predicted model, not a curated record
UCGCGGGAUGCACAAUACCAGACCACACAAGUACAUAACGCCUCCAGGCCGCCACCCCUCCUCCAUGCCACGCCUAGUGCUCCCCCAAGCUCAGCCGGACUGGCUCCGUUCCAUUCCAGAAUUCUUCGUUUGACCUACGUGUUCCACCGCGAGAGCUGCGCUCCAUCGAUAUCAGAUAUCCGACCGCCCUGUCCACUCCCUGUACCUAAUCAGUCAGCCACAAUGCCGCACCGCAGCACCAAGUCCGAGUCUGAUGGCUUGUUGGGCAACGAGACGAUACAGGUGCUGAUCGGCCCUGGGAAGAAGGCCUUCACGGUCCACAAGAAGCUGCUCUGCUCCACGAGCGAGUUCUUCAGCGAGAGCAUCGCCGCCAUCCCCACCAGCCUGCUGCCAUCCCCGCCCCGAGGCGCCCGCCAGCCGCCCCCGGCGGCGCGCCGCCCUGCAGCCAACCGCCGCAGCGGCUUCCACGACUGGACCCUCGCCGCAGCAGCAGCCGCCGCCGCUACCGCCUCGGCCACGGGCGAGCACGCGCGCUCGGCCUCGUGCAACAGCCUCCCGCCCCCGGCCCGCGCUUCCCCCUCGCCCCUGGCCUCGUCCACGCGCAUGGCCGUGCUCUGGUUCUCGGACCAGACGCCCGAGAUGUUCGAGCUGUUCGUGCUCUGGCUCUACCACCGCCGCGCCUUCGCCGCCCUCGUCGACGAGGCCGUCACGUCCAUCCUGGCCGCCGAAGCCGAGAGCGGCGACUCGCGCACCGCCGAGGUCCGCCUGCGCGGCCUGCACUGGGCCCUCGUCAACCUGCACCUCUUCGCCGUCUCGGUCGGCCUGCCCGUGCUGCAGGACCUGGCCAUGGACGCCGUCCAGGACCUCUACCUGCGCCUCGACUGGGACGUGUCCCCGCGCUUCGUGCGCUUCCUGUACGAGCGCGAGGCCGACGCCGCCCUCCGCCUGCGCAAGUGGGCCGUCGCCAUGGCCGCGUGGUGCUUGGCCUCGUCGUCGUCAGGCAAGGGCGCCGACGCCGACGCCGACGCCGACGCCGACAGCACGGCCGCCCAGUUCCAGGUCCUGCUCGAGUCGUACCCCGAGUUCUGCCAGGACUACUCGACCCACCUGAGCAGGAUGCACAGCAGCCGCACCAACCCCAUCAUCAAGAACCCGCAGCUGCGCAUCCCGACAAACGCCCUGCGCAACGAGGAGCGCCACUUUGGCUUCCGCAUGUGCUCCUUCCACAGCCACCGCGCCUCGGUCGGCCAGGGCAGGUGUCCGCACGACCGGAGCGGCAGCGUCGCCGCCGACAGCGAUUGUGACCAAUGGUCGCCGACUGCUUCCUCCUCAUCCUCCUCAACCUCCUCGUCACCGUUCGGGCUCGAGCCGGACAUGGACUCGCCCAUGUCCGACUACAGCUUCGACAACAUCGUGAGCCCCGUCUGCUCCCAGCGCGGCUUCGACCUGCCGCUGCCCUCGGAGUUGCUGCCGGCUUCGAAACCUCCCUCCAAGCCCUGCCAGCCGCCCGCGGCCUACGGCGACUUCCUCACCAUGGACUGGAAACGGUCACACAACAUGGGGAUGCGACGAGUUACCGAGUAAAAAAAGAAGGCGUCUCCCGCCUACACGUCUUGUGGACUUCUGCAGUCAUGUCAUGAUUUCUUUUGUUAGCCAAAUGCUCCUCACGGACACACUUCAAACACUCACGCUCAAACGUGGAUUUUCUAUACAUAGCUUUUUCUAUUGUAUUUAAUGAUACCCCCUAUAGACGGUUACUCGAAUGUCUUCAAAAUGCAACUGUGAUGACAGACACCGGCUUGCCCUGCCA